AUGUCUGACAACUGCGGGUUCGUCCGCCUCGAUUCUUUUUUCCAGGCUCCUGCUGACCGUCUCAUCCUCUCCAGUGCCCUCCCUGGCUUCCCCAGCCCUUCUCCCAUCACCCACACCACUACUACCAGUGACGCCAACAACGCCCUCGGCGCCCAGCUGUUUGACAAUAGCGGUCUCUUCGCCACCUCCCUCAUUUCUUCUCCCAUCACCUAUAACGCUACCAACACCCACAGCGACGACAACGCCCUCGGUCUCCACGUCUCUACCGUCACCCCAUCUCCCAGGAGCAGUGGCGACAAGGCCAAGCCCAAGGCGAGGUCUUCCGCGCAUGCCACCAGCGCUAACAAUAUCAAGGCGAGCGGCAAGGAGAAGAAGAAGCACGCCGAGGGCUACAAGCGUAAGAGCCUGUCUUGUGAGCACUGCAGACAGAGACGAAAGGAGUGCGACGGGACCGAUUUCAACGCCUGCACCCGCUGUACCUGGGAUGGCAGCGAGUGCACAUACGUCCUCGCCAAGGGAAAGCGAGGCUCCCAGAAGGCUUUGAAGAAGCUCGCCGCUAUGGGACGUACCCCUUCCGCCGACGGCAUCAUCAUCGGUACUCCCUCAACCUCAUCUCUUGCCUCGUCUUCCGGCAUGUCUUCUAUGAGCCCUAUCACCCCGACCACCCCGGCCAGGUCCUUCGUCGAGCUCAGCUCCUGUCCCUCUCCUGCCAGCGUCUCUGCCGGCCACACUUCUGGCUACGCCACUCCCCAUAUCUUCAUGCCCUUCGUCCCGCCCACCCAGACUCCUCUUCCUGUUGGCGCCAACGGCAUGAUGAAGGACCACCGCGUUGUCGAGAUGCAACAGGCGUUGUUCGACACCCACUUCGAUUCAUGCUGCUCGGUCCUUGCUGCUGCUCCUGCCAGCGAGUCUGCAGCUCCUUACCACCCUCCUACUCCGCGUACGACCCCAGUCAAGCCUACAUACGUGCGACCUGUCGACGUCUCCCCCGUCCAGGCUCCACACUUCUCACUCAACAACACCUCGGUACUUUAUACUCUUCCCCCCGUGGUCGCCUCUCAGCCCCAGAUCCCUGCUGUCACGGGCCAAGGUCUUUCUGAGAGCGAGAGACUUGCGUUUGACGAGCUGGUCAUGGACUUGGAUCUGGGUGAUAAUAUCUUCUCCGCUCCCGCCGAGGAUUUCUGCAGCGCCGCUACCGUUGCUGCUCUCCCCACUCCAGACACUACCCCGGUGAAGCCUACCGUCGAGAUGUCUGCUGUCAGCGACUCUGCCGACCCCACCUCUUUCAACUUCUCCUACGCCGGGUUCUUCGCCCCCGACAACACACCUCGAUUUAGCGCACCUCAAACCCAGGUCGGAAACGAGGCUGUUGGGGGGAACGAGAACGUUGGCUGGGGCAUGUGUGGUACGGAGGAGAUGGAGAUGAGCGAUGCUGGUUCUUGGGGAGCUAUCGAGUCUCCUUUCAACGCCACGCCCUUCGGUGACUCAUUUACCCCGGUUGCGGAUGAGGCUGCCGACUGCGGUAUGCGGGGAUUGUGGGACUGA
Molecule: messenger RNA, 1545 nt
Organism: Cryptococcus amylolentus CBS 6039
Lineage: Eukaryota; Fungi; Basidiomycota; Tremellomycetes; Tremellales; Cryptococcaceae
Exons: 3
Coding region: 1-1545 (514 amino acids)
Biological process (GO): regulation of DNA-templated transcription
Molecular function (GO): DNA-binding transcription factor activity, RNA polymerase II-specific; zinc ion binding
Source: RefSeq, a predicted model, not a curated record